UUGUAAAAUCUGUGCUUCACAUUUCAGCAGAGAGCCAUUUUUAGCCUUAUUGCGACAUAAUCCUGUACAUAAUUUAAUAUAGGUCCAUGCUGAGACUCUGCAGGAAGGGGGGAAAUUGCAAACACCUGUUAAGGAACAGCAAAAUUAUAACCAGAUUCGGUAAUGCCACAUGCCUCAACAUUAAACGAAAAGACCCAGCAUUAAGUGAAGACACUGGAGCCCUGUGAUAUAUUUACUAGAUUAAUGGCUUCAUAGUCCUGGCCUUGAACUUUUUUUUAUUAUUAUUAUUUUUAUUUUUUUUGCGCUGUGUGUCAGAUGCUAGUGUCUGAGAAGGUUCUACACAAGAUCCUUGCUUGAAAACAGAACAUCCUAACUCCUGUGUGUGAACUUCAAAAAACAAUUCUGUAUCCUGUUUAGUAGCGCCCAGAUUAAUUAAUGGCUAGAGUGCUUCAUUCAUGGCACUCAGACUAAAGCUUAGCAGACCGUAGACAGACAAUAAACAAGCUGAUAUGACGGUUCAGCUGAAUGUUAUUUUUGAAACAGCUCACAGCUUACAGACGUUUCUUAGAAUUAAAACAAUGUCCGUCUCAUAAAGUCUGUCUACUUGGCUUCCAUCUUGGCUACACUCCCACAUUUAUUUUCGGUUAAGACCAGGCUUCUAUCUGCUUGAAUAAGGAGGCACCCACAGUGUAGCCUUUGAAUGAGUUACACAAAAAAAAAACAUAUUUUUGAGGUUACUCUGAUGCUCUAUAUCUGCUGUCAGUAUCCGACUCAGAUAAGACAGAUAUUUUUGUGGUGACUACCACUCUUUUACUGUCAGGACUACUAAUGUAAUACAAGCUCCAUGCUGACUUAUACACACUGCCUCAUUCAUAUUUUAAAAACUGUCUCUACUUAUACCAUCUACUCAAGCCGUGAGCCUAGUAAUCAGAAGGUUGGGAGUUCAAAUCCCAGCACCACCAAGCUACACUUGGUGAACCCUCCACUGAUCAGUUAUAUAAAUAAGAUAAAUUUACGCUGCUCUGGAUGAGCAUGUGUACCAAAUGUUGUAAAUGUAAUACAUUACAGAGCCUAAGAACUAGUUAAAAAUGUUUUUAGGCUGGAUUCCAUGUGUUCUAGUAUUUGGGACAUUUCCUACAACAAGGGUCUUUCUAGAAAAAUCACCAACUGGACAUAAAUUCUAUUAUUUGGGCUCCAGCCACAGUGUUUUUCCUCUCAGUGUUCUCAGUGGAGUGGUCAGAUUGAACAUUAAUAAAAACGCUCUGUGAAAGUUCGCUUCUGGUAGCAGGUAAUUUUGGUUUGAGUUCACUGAGGUGAACUUUGAGAAACACAAACCUGGACUGUAGCCUUUUCUUUCCAAAUAAAUAGAAUUUUUAUGUUGCAGUUACACCAGAAGUUUGCCACGUUAUUUCCUUAAUGGCUUGUUUUGUUGUUUGCAAUUCAACGCCUUUCAAUUUCAUCAAGUCAAAUCUUGAGUUAGGGUUAGGAUUUCAACAAGACCAUGGUGCAACAAAUAUGUGAUCAUUUUGUUCAUUCAUUCAUUUUUAUUAAACAGUUUAUUCUGCUCAGUGUUGUGGCACUUACAGUCAAUUUUGUAUAGGCAUAGAUGUUUUGGGGAGGUAGAAGGAAACCGGAGAUCCCAGAGGAAACUCUACACAGGCAUUAACCCAAGUUCAUUGUCGAACUGGGGAACUAUGAGGUGGCAGUGCUACUCAAGCACUGCCUUUGAUUUUAACAUAUUGAGCACUGCAUUUUUAUCUGUCAGAAAUUCAUUAAAAGAAGAAUUAUUAGACACAACCUUAACAUUCUACGACCUUGAAAAUCACAGUAUUGCCCUGGUGUGACUGCUGCUUAAUACGCCUAAUUUAAACUCACUUAUUUGGAUGGGGUCAGGUGUGUUAAAAUUAUGGAAAAUUUUCAAUACCAGGAUUUGGAAAGUGGUAUGGUUAAAAUUUGUGAAUUAAAAUCCAGUGUGCUGAGUCCUGAUGAGCUGGAAGUGCAACCUCCUUCCAGCCAAGCACUGCCGAAUCAGCUCACUGCAGAAAGAUCCAAAGCUGAAAACAUGCUUCCUUAUUUGGCUGUUUCAGUCCCAGAUUCUUCAGACAGAGCUGCAAUGGAACUCGCUCAGCUUUGACAUUCAGACCACAGAGGCCAAAGGGAACGGCUGUCCGGCUGUUCAACCCCCUGCACUAGAGCAGACACACACAUGACAAAUGAGGGCAUAAACACCACAUUACUGACAUCUCAGUGUCUCACCACAAACACAAAUGUCUACACCCUCAUUAGACCACACACCAAUACUAACACUAACACUGCAAACAUCUGAGUUUCAUUGCUCCAGGCUCAGAAUACUGUAUGUGUACUCUUCUCAGAACUCCUAAACAAGAGCCCUAACGGCUCAGGAGAGGUGAUGUCAUUGUUAGUCAGCAGAUGGACGGGAGGACUCGGAGUAAGCAUGUCAGAAAUGCAAUUCCUCUGCUUUGUCCUUUGGCAAGUUUGCAGUUUGCUGAGUGUCCGUGAAAGGGUCAUGGGAAAGGUUCGGCUAGUGGCGUACAGGAAAAACAAACAUGAUGGAUCAAAUUUCAGAUGCAGUCUCAAGAAAGGAAUUCUUUUCCUGAGAGUCUUAAAAAGAAUUCGGUCAAAUUGUAGAAUCCCACAAACCAAAACUUUCACUUUUCAAUCAAGUCUGACAGCAUGAGCAGCCAUGUUAUCAUAUGCUGAACUCUGGUCUAACACAGCUUCCUGACUUUCCAAGUAAGAAUUCCAAACUGAGCGGGCAUUUCCUUCAUUUUUUCCUGGUCAGAAGUGUGCAGCAUGAGUUUAAAAGGGUAGCUAUACAGCAGAGCUACCUAGCAUGGUUUCUGGGUAGUGUAUUUCACAACUAGGUGAUUUCCACUAGUUUAUUAGUGGAACAAAUAGCUUAAUAGCUAUUAAUUUUUUAACGGCAUUAGUGAAACAGUUAAAAAAUGGAAAGAUAAUGAAUAUUUUGGAAUAUCUUGGAAUAUGAUGUAGGUUAUAUACUAUUAUCCCUUUUAUAAAAAAACCUAAAAUCUUAACUGUUGUGUCCAUAUAUAGACUGCUAAUGGGAUACUUUGGUAGAUGUGUAGCUAUAGACCUACUGUUAACUAGAAAAUUAGCUAACAAGUCUGUGGACAGUCAAAAAUAGGAAAACUCAAGGCUCUGGAGAAAACAAUCGUUUUCUUUAAAAUAACAUUCUCAUAGUUAUGUCCAGAGGUGGAUGGCUACAGGGCACGCUUAGCUAAAUGUAUUGUAGGCAUAUUGUUAUCUAUAAAUAUUCUGGUUUAUUUAUUUAUUUUAAUACUUAUUUAUUUACAGCUAAGUGAUUCAACAGGUUUAAGAAUUAGUAAAGCAUGGAUUUCUUGAUAGCUGUAAUCUCUACAAGGUUCUCAGUUCUCUGUGACUGGUGCUGUACAUGCCUGUUAUGAAUCAUCAGUUUCAUAACUGCUAACACUAAUGCCUCAGUAACUCACUGCUGUGUUUCUUGUCCUGCUUUACUAUAACUAUACAUUGUCAGACAUUUGAGAUGUAAAAAUUAAUGAUUAAUAGUCCUUAAGUUUUUGGAAUGUGACCUUUUUUCCUAGUUCAGCUGCCUUCCUGUCAAAGUCGAUGUGGAAAGCUAAAUGGGUAGUUAUAGAGUCAAAGUUAGCCAGCUAGCUACUUCUGGGGUUGUACUUCUAGUUCUAAAUUACUAGGGAUAAUGAUUGCAGGGAUAAUGAGUGCUGCUCUCAAAUUUCUUAGUGUUUUCAACUGUUUUUUGGUUGCUUGCAAUGAUUCAUAUGUUUUUUUUUUAAUGCUCAUACCUCAGAAUAUGUCAGAAAUCUAUUUAAUUUACCCUAUGACCUUUUUCUUGCUCUAAUAAACGGUGAGAAUGUAGCUAGCAUACUUUUUGUUAGUUAGGUUCCUUGUUGUUCUCUGUUUCGGAGGCUUGACAAUGACUCAUCAGGGUUUUUAUUUACGCUAAUACUUUAAUAUGUGAUGAAUCUGUUUGUUGACCUUAUGACACCUUUUCCUCUUCUGCAUAGAUAGUGUGAAUGUACCUAGCACAUUUUUUGUUUCUCAAUUGUUUAUAUUACAACUAAUCAUUGCUGUAUAGAAGUAGAACAAAGAUUUUUUUUUUCAACAAAUGUAUUUUUAGUUACCUGUUAUCGCAUAAUUCUUCUUUUGGCCCGUUAUCUACAACCCUAUUCAUUCGCUUUAUGUAAAAAAAACACAACCUGUUAUCUUUGAGAUUACGUGAACAAGAAAUCAUUAUCUGAAGAUAACAAGAAUGAAACAUGCAUGUCCUCUGUGGAUUCCUGUCUGACGUAGUGAGUAAGGUUGCACAAUGUUUUCAAGUAGAGUUCGGUUAUUUCCAGACUUUUCCAUUUUCCUGUAAAUUAAUAAUCAACCAUAAUGGGUAAAAAGCAGUGAGUGAAGGAAAGUGCUCAGAGCGAUGGUUCUUUCUUUUGUGCUUUCGGUACAAGGACACUAAACUGUACCUUUCCAUACCACUGGAGUGUUACCUUCAAAGGGGACAUAUAUAGUUUAUCAUUACUGUGUGUCUUUUGCAUGGUAAUGUGAAUAGAUUUUAGGUACAUAAUUGGAUUUUAAGGACCACUCUUUGUUUAACUGUACAAUAUGUGCCUUUUUUUUUAUAAUAAAUACACAUUAAAUGUAUAGAAGCUGUCAUCUUGAGAGCCCUACUCCAGUGACAAGGAAAGGCACAAUUUAGUUUUGAACGUGUGCUAUAAAUGACACAAAAUCGGUUUAGUGACUCUCUGACUUUGUGACACCUCAGUAAUCCACCUGAACAUUACAGUGCGAAAUGAAACCCUUUCUAUCUUCCAUGCACUUUAUUGUUUAUCACUUGCAUGUACACUGGACUCUGACUGAGGGUUAGAACUGAUAUCAGACUCUGUCAGUGUAUGGUAUGAGCAAUAUCUCCCACUACAUCACUGUAUGAUUGCAUACAAUGUUUUCACUCUUUUCAUUUUUAUUGUUUUUUACUUUGCAUUAAACAUUAAUAAUUUACAGUACUGCAUGUGCAACAUCUCCCACUGCAUCUCUUUUUGACUGCAUACAUUGUUUACAGUUUACUAUUAUUUUUACAUAGAGCACAUUAUUAAACUUGUCUGUGGUCAUUGUUUACAGUUUUGUACUACAUAAGAGUUCACUAGUAUUUUUGCACUGAGUUGCAUUGUAUAUAGAUGCUCAAAACUCCCUUUAUGCACUAAAAGCUCUUUAUUGAAACUAAAAAAAUGUACCUUAUGAUUUUUGGUUGUGAUUAUUACAGCACAUGUGUCACCACUCCAGAUGCUCACAUAAGUAUUUAUCUACUCAUUAAUUUAUUUCUUUUUUAAUAUUGAAAUGGAAUUAAAACAGAAGUAUCAAGUCACUGACUUCAUGCUGGUCCAAUGGACAAGAACAAGCACGCCACCUGCUGGUUAGACAGCCAAUCAGAAUGCUGUCCAUAUCCAACCCAAGUUACAAGAGGGAAAGAAGAAAUUUGACAAGGAAACAGAGAAAUAUUAUACCCUUCUGGAAAAACACCUGAAUUUGUCCUCAAAAAAGAAAGAGUCCUUUUUACAAGAGGCAGAUACCCAGAUCAAUAAGGAGCGACAGAUGUUUUGUGAUGCCUCGCUUGAAUACGUCUUCAAGAUCCAAGAAGUGCAGGAGAAAAAGAAAUUUGAGUUUGUUGAGCCGCUCCUGGCUUUCCUUCAAGGACUAUUCACAUUUUACCAUGAGGGUUACGAGCUGGCGCAUGAAUUUGAGCCGUAUAAACAACAACUUCAGUUCAACCUACAGAAUACAAGGAAUAAUUUUGAGAGUACCAGACAGGAAGUGGAGAAUCUGAUGCGAAGGAUAAGGUCAGCAGAGCAGGACUUCAAAGCUCCAGGACAGUGGACUAUGGAGGGCUUUCUUUAUGUACAGGAAAAGCGUCCCCUGGGAUUCACAUGGAGUCGGCACUAUUGCACAUAUGACAAAGAGACUAAAAUGUUCACCAUGAGCAGCUCUGAAAUCAAAUCUGGCAGCAAACAGAACGGCCUGGUUCUGAGUCCACCUGAAAUAUUCAAGCUCAAGUCAUGCAUCAGGAGAAGGACAGACUCCAUCGACAAGCGAUUCUGUUUCGAUAUUGAAGUGGUGGAAAGAAAUAACACUUGUCAAGGGAUUCUGUUCAGUUCUCUUCAAUGUUUCUAUAAAGUCCACCGGCAUGGCAUCAUCACCCUGCAGGCUCUGUCUGAAUCCAACAGACGUCUGUGGAUGGAGGCCAUGGAUGGAAAAGAGCCAAUUUACACACUUCCGGCACUUCUGAACAAGAAAGAAGAAACAUUCCUAAAUGAGGCGGGGUUUAACUUCGUCAAGAAGUGCAUUCACCUUGUAGAGACAAGAGGUAUCCAAACGAUGGGUCUGUACAGAAUUGGAGGUGUGAACUCUAAAGUGCAGAGGCUUAUGACUUCCGUGUUUGCCGCUAAAGCUCCUGCAGACAUGGACCUCGACCCGGACACUUGGGAUAAUAAGACCAUCACCAGUGGACUGAAAAAUUACCUCAGGUGUCUGGCUGAACCUCUGUUAACCUACAGACUUCACAAGGACUUCAUCAUGGCAGUCAAGUCAGACGAUCAGAACUACAGGGUCUGUGCAGUUCACUCUCUCGUGCACAAGCUGCCAGAGAAGAACAGAGAGAUGCUGGACAUCCUGAUCAAACAUCUGCUUGUCGUUUCCACGCACAGCCAGAAGAAUUUGAUGACGGUAUCCAAUCUCGGUGUGAUCUUUGGCCCUACGCUGAUGCGCUCCCAAGAGGAGACCGUGGCUGCCAUGAUGAACAUCAAAUUUCAAAACAUUGUGGUGGAGAUUCUCAUAGAGAACUACGAGAAGAUCUUUCAUCAGUCUCCAGAUCCCAACGUGCCUCUACCUCAGCCUCAGGCUCAGUCUCGUUCCAGCUCGCGCCGCAACAAAGCCAUCUGCCUAUCCUCAGGCCCGCGCAAGUCCAGAGGCCUGUAUACGCCUGCUCUCUGCCUGGCUGAUGCUGACAGCGCAUGCUGUCCCCCUUCUUCUGCCGUAGGCGACACAUUCAGCAGCAGUCCCAGCAGCACGCCCAUGGGCAGCCUGGAGUCUCUGUCCUCUCACUCGUCAGAGAGGAACGGCUGCUCCAAGGCAGCAUCUCCCUCACGCUCCAAACACAAGAUCUCUGGCAGCCUGUGCUGGACCACUCCGUCCCCGUCCUCUGACGGCCCUAAGAGCCCAGGUGGCACCACCAGUCCUGACUCCAGCUCCAAAGAGGAUGCAGCUAAGACAGACGGAGAGUGGGAGGAGGCUCUUAGUGUUCUCCCACCAGAGCGAGCUUCUCCAGCUCCGGAGCUGCCUAACAGAGCUGAGGAGGAGAACACAGAGGUGCAGAGAUCAGGUCGCAUGUCCAGUGUGUCCUCCUGCUCCUCCCUCACCUCCCUACACAUCUCUGAAGGUUUCCGGAGCUGCCAUGGUUCAGUUCAGAGUCUGGUUUUUGGCAGCAACAGAGACAGCCUGAAGUCACUGCCUUUACCAGACCUCCCUGUUAAAGAUGCAGGAAGAUGCAGCCUGGACUCAUCAGGAAGCAACGGAUACCAAAGACCUGGCUCUGUGGUGGCUUCCAGAGCAGCGUUGUUCGAGAGCCCUGUGGUCUCCCAGCCGUCUACUGGUGGAAGGGAGGCCAAAGCCAUGUAUUCCUGCCAAGCGGAGCACAGCCAUGAACUCAGCUUCCCUAAGGGAGCUGUCUUCAACAAUGUGCACCCGUCAGUGGAACCAGGGUGGCUCCAAGCUACUUAUAAUGGCAAGACUGGACUGAUCCCAGAGAAUUACGUGGUGUUCCUUUAGCCAGGCCUGAAAGCAGCCAUAGCAAGUCCAUGGUAUCCAUGGUGAUCAUUUCUCCAUAAAGGGACUGUUUUGUACAUUCAUGAUAUGCAGUAUGUGAAUAGAUUGAAUGUGUAGCUCAAAAAUGAAUGGUUAUAAAUACAACAUUAACCACAGAGUAUAUAUGUUUGAUGUAGAUAUUAGAAGGUUUCUAAAUAAUAAUAAUAAUAAUAAUAAUAAUAAUAAUAAUAAUAAUAUUUUCUGUUUCUUACUGUUUUGCCUUUGGCUCUGUAAGCCCUAGGGUAGAUUAUUUAUAGGCGGCUGAUCACGCAGACUGGAUCUGAUGAGUUGAACUGAUAAUGUGAGAAACAUUGACCUGUCAUUUAUUGCAGGUCUCUGUUUCUUAUACUAUAGUUCAGUUACUGUGAUGAAGGAGAACUUACAAUUAACACACUGAUGAAUGUGAUGGUACGUGACUUUUUCCCAUAUAACUUAGAAUGUAUUUUUUUUUGUUUUAUCUGUCACUGGAGUUAGCAGAAGCCAGGACUUGACAAAGUGUGUCUGAACCAUUUCCACCCUAUUCCAGUAUAUCCCUUCAUUUUCGUCUUAGUUAGUGUAAACGGUGAAACAGACGUAACAGAUGCAGGACAUCAUUGUUUAGGUCAUUUGUUCCUUAAUAGCAUUAAUGUAGUAAGUGUCAGUAUUAGCGAUCCAUUAAAUCGGUGCCACCUGUAAUGACGUGUGCUCUGAGAGUAAUAUCCCUGCUAUGUAGCUCUAAGUACUAAAUAUAACAGCUUGUUACAUUUACAUCUUACAGUUACAGUCACAGAUACCUGUUACACAGUCUGUACUCGAAGCGUAUUCUUUGUGCCUCUUCAUUCUUUCAUUUCAUAAAACAUCACAUUUCAUUACACUGACUUAAUUUUUUUGUUGUUGUUGUUAUUGUUGCCAUUUUUAAUUUAUUUCAAUUCAAAUUCAGUUUCUUGCUGCAAAAAAUCACAUCUGAUAUGUAUUAGAAGUAUAAAAGCUAAUGUCAAAUGUAUGUUGUCAGCCCUGUUGAUGUCAUAGUACGUGUCGUUUUGCAUUCGUCGUAAUGACACGCCUUUGCUUAAUAAUUCUGCUGUAUUUCAUUUCACACUGGUUUACCAUUUCAAUGUACGUGAGGACGGACGAUUAAAAUAGAGCAGUGAUGUAGAUUACAAUGAUUCUAAUGCCAUUCUCAAAGAACUUUAAAUGAUUCUUGCCAGUAUUAGCCCAAAUGCCACUCUGAAAUGCCAAAAUUGUUAUUAUUAUUAUUAUUAUUAUUAUUAUUAUUUGUCCAUUCCAUAGUCCACAAAGCCCUACAUCAUGCCCAUAAUAGGGCAUGUUAUAUUUGAAUAUAUUUUGCUGAAUGUUUUAACCUGUUCAUUCCAAAGUCAUACAUAAUUCACCCAUGUUCUUAGGUUUGUAUGGUUUUGUUUUUAUUAGAAUCACCGUUUUCUUAGCAAAAAUCUAUUUUAAACAACAUUUACCCCAGUUUAAGAGUAAAAAUAAUAACAAAAACGGCAAAAUACAUCAGUGUUAUCGAAACGGUUUACUUAUACCAGUCUUCCACCUUUCGUUAGCCUCAUAAUAAUGAUAACAUUGAGAGGUUGUCAUAGUUUUAUUUAAUUACACAUUUCAACAUGUAUUAAAGAGACAGGUGGCCUUUUUGGCUUGAGCAAUUAAUUCUAUAAUUUUUUUUUUUAAAAGCUGUUUAAAUUCUUCCUCAAUCUUCAUACACCAAAUGUCCUAAAAAAGGUCGUUUUACUUCAAAAUAUAUUUUAAUGUGCUAUAUAUUUGGCCAAACGUUCCUAGCUAAGAAUAGUAGCAUCCAAAGCAAAUAUUAAAAACCCAUUGGUUGGUUGAAUAAAUAAGCUUGUUUGUUGUAAUACUUCCCUCAGUACCCUUUGGAAUGUACGUAUCAUUAUACAUAUUUCUUCAGUCAGUCCUUUUGCCUUAAAUUCCGGAUCAGUUUCGGUCCUGACUACAUGUAUUUGUUUCGUUUUUGAUUCCAUGUGUUUGUUUCUUUUUAUUUGAAACUGUAUUUUCUGUAUUUUAUUUUAUUUUAUUUUAUUUUUUUUGUAAUAUUGUCCUGCAGAAGAAAAUUGUCCUUUUGAAAAGGAAAAAAGAAGAAAAAAGGAUUUCUUUGAUGUGUUUUUUUCCUGUUCUUUGAAUACUCCUCAGUGUUACUGAUAUUCUCCGAAUCUGAUAAAGUUGCUAUAAAGUGUUGUUAUUGUUUGCUUUAUUUUUCUUCCUUUGAGGCAUACAAUCUCGUCGUCACCGAUUAUGGAAGGGAAAAGAAAUAGAAAUGUGAAAGAGGAUACGAGAAGAACUGAACUGAACUAUGAUGAUUUAUAGUUUGUGUUAUAAAUGCAGUCCCUUUUCAGUUUAACAAAUGGAAAACUGCAAAAGGUUUUUACAUAAAUAAU
This is a messenger RNA of Hemibagrus wyckioides, 10277 nucleotides long. It is a transcript of the gene arhgap42a, whose product is annotated as Rho GTPase activating protein 42a. Gene Ontology annotation, biological process: signal transduction. The coding region runs from base 5623 to 7851 and encodes 742 amino acids. The record is from RefSeq and is a predicted model, not a curated record. The transcript is spliced from 22 exons. Gene Ontology annotation, cellular component: cytoplasm. NCBI's taxonomy places the organism in Eukaryota, Metazoa, Chordata, Actinopteri, Siluriformes, Bagridae. Gene Ontology annotation, molecular function: protein binding; GTPase activator activity.